UUCACCGGUGGGAGGCGCCUGAUUUGAAUUUUCUCACAGGUGAGAUGCAUAAAACAGGUAAGAUGAGGAUCGACGCCACUUCUGCUUCGUUUGUCAUCGGCGUUGAGGUAUCCACAGCUCUGUAACAUGGGUUCCAAACUCGAGAGUGCAAUGGAGGGGCUAAUUCGAGUGUUCCACUCAUACUCCUCAAAAGAAGGGGACAAGUACAAACUGAGCAAAGUUGAGCUGAAGAAUCUGUUACAGGGCGAACUGAGUGACUUCCUGGCGGCAAGUAAGGACCCUAUGGUAGUAGAGAAGAUCAUGAGUGAUCUGGAUGAAAACAAAGAUGGCGAAGUGGACUUUCAGGAGUUUGUCAUCUUGGUUGCUGCGCUGACUGUGGCCUGUAACGAGUUCUUUGUAGAGAGCCUGAAUGAAUGAGUUUGGAAACAGUCUGUGACCUCUGCUUUCUACUCAUUAUUUAUUGUUAAUAAAACAAACGUGUAUGCUUAAUUUUUUUUUAAUACUUUCUGACAGAAACCCGCAAAGGUUUCAAUAUAGUCACAUAAUGGUUAUUUCUAAAAGGCUCUUUUGACUGUUGUAAAAUGAUUGCCGCUGUCGAGAAUCCUGCAAUGGACUGACCACUUUCAGUGGACUAUCACUCUCAUUGCACUAGUAGUUAACAUUCUGCUCAGAUCAAUAAAGGUGAUUGCUGUCUAAAUAUGUUAAACUCAGCUCAUCGUAGACUUGAGUGCACAUUACCAUUGCAUGUGUAAUCUGGAGCGGUAUGAAUAAUUUCUCAGGAGUGCUGAUUUAGGAUCAGUUAUGCCUUUUAGAUCACAAUGACUAAGAUUACAUGGACAGUAGAGACCUGAUCCUAGAACAGUACUUGUACUGAGACUCUUCA
Oncorhynchus kisutch (coho salmon) is the source of this 883-nucleotide messenger RNA. It is a transcript of the gene s100a1, whose product is annotated as S100 calcium binding protein A1. The record is from RefSeq and is a predicted model, not a curated record. Lineage: Eukaryota; Metazoa; Chordata; Actinopteri; Salmoniformes; Salmonidae. The coding region runs from base 127 to 417 and encodes 96 amino acids. Gene Ontology annotation, molecular function: calcium-dependent protein binding; calcium ion binding. Gene Ontology annotation, cellular component: cytoplasm. The transcript is spliced from 3 exons.